GUAAUUUUGACAGUUUGUGACAGCUUCAAGAAGCUAACCUGUUUGUGUUUUUGUUCUUGUUAUUUUACAUAUUUGUUGCAUAAACAUAAGAAAUAUCGUGCCUUUUACGUUUUGUUUGAUUAAUUAGUUAGUUAAGCAUAAUCAUGAGUUCACCAACACCUGAUACGCCGGCGUCUGAUAGAGACGGAGCGCGGUCCAGGAUGACGUCACCAGCCCGGGAGUACGAGAUGUUUGAGGAUGAGGGGGACAUCCUCGGGGAUAACCCUAAUGAGGAGGAAGAGGAUGGGGAAGAACUGUUUGGUGAUAAUAUGGAAGCUGAUUACCGUCCAAUGCCAGCGCUGGAUCGCUACGAUAAUGAAGACUUGGACGAAGACGACUACGACCCUAUGUCCAUCGAGGACCGAGUGGCGGCCGAGCAGGAACUUCGCCGCCGGGACCGCGACGAAGGCAGGGUGCGGAGGGAUGACCGUGGUUUGCUGUACGAUGAUUCCGACGAAGAGGGCGGUGAAGCGCCGCGAGCUAAACGCCGCCGCGCCGCCGAGAAGGCAGCUAUGGGUACGGACGAACAAGUGGAAGGGGGUAUUGAGAGUAUCGAGAACCUAGAGGACACUAAAGGAUACACCACCAAGGAGUGGGUGUCUAUGCUGGGACCGCGGACUGAGAUUGCUAACAGGUUCAAAAACUUCCUCCGCACAUACACAAACAGCAAAGGCCAGUUCGUAUACAAGGACCGGAUCCGUCGAAUGUGCGAGCACAAUCAGGCGUCUUUCCACGUGGAAUUCGACGUGCUCGCUCGUCGUGAGCAAGUACUCGCUUACUUCUUGCCCGAAGCGCCUUUCCAAAUGCUGCAAAUAUUCGACGAAGUCGCCAAAGAUAUUGUGCUACAAAUCUUCCCUAGUUACGAGAGGGUUACAUCAGAAAUCCACGUCCGGAUAUCUGAUCUUCCACUGAUUGAAGAACUAAGAACGUUCAGGAAGCUGCAUUUGAAUCAACUUGUGAGAACGGUGGGAGUGAUCACAGCGACUACGGGAGUGUUACCUCAGCUUUCCGUUGUGAAGUAUGACUGUAAUAGAUGCGGGUAUAUCUUGGGACCGUUUGUUCAGAGCCAGAACUCUGAAGUGAAGCCCGGGUCUUGUCCGGAGUGUCAGAGCGCUGGGCCGUUUAUGGUGAACAUGGAACAAACAGUGUACCGCAACUACCAGAAGGUCACCAUCCAGGAAUCCCCGGGCCGCAUUCCCGCGGGACGCAUUCCUCGUAGUAAAGAGUGCGUGUUACUAGCUGACCUGUGCGACCGAUGCAAGCCGGGCGAUGAAGUGGAUCUUACUGGCAUAUACACGAAUAACUAUGAUGGAUCUUUGAACACGGAGCAGGGUUUCCCAGUAUUCGCCACGGUCAUCAUAGCUAACUACAUAGUAGUGAAAGACUGCAAGCACAUAGUCGAGUCUCUAACGGACGAAGACGUGGCCAACAUCAUCAAGCUAUCAAAAGACCCUCAGAUCGGGGAGCGCAUAGUGCAGAGCAUAGCCCCUUCGAUAUACGGACACGAAUAUAUUAAGAGGGGCUUAGCCUUGGCACUGUUUGGAGGGGAGGCAAAGAAUCCAGGUGAAAAACAUAAAGUGAGAGGUGAUAUUAAUGUGCUUAUCUGUGGUGAUCCUGGUACAGCUAAAUCACAAUUUUUGAAGUACACAGAAAAGAUAGCACCUAGAGCCGUAUUCACAACUGGCCAAGGCGCCAGUGCCGUUGGUUUGACAGCUUACGUCAGAAAGAACCCAACCACCAGAGAGUGGACAUUAGAAGCGGGCGCUUUAGUGUUAGCGGACCGCGGCGUGUGUCUCAUCGACGAGUUCGACAAGAUGAACGAUCAAGACCGCACCUCCAUCCACGAGGCCAUGGAGCAGCAGUCCAUAUCCAUAUCUAAAGCCGGCAUCGUCACGUCGCUGCACGCCAGAUGCUCUAUAAUAGCAGCCGCCAAUCCGAUCGGCGGGCGAUACGACGCGUCGCUCACGUUCACAGAAAACGUGAACCUCUCCGAACCGAUUCUGUCCAGAUUCGACGUCCUCUGCGUGGUUAGAGACGAGGCCGAUCCUAUGCAAGACGCGCAUUUGGCUAAAUUCGUAGUCAGCUCUCACAUACGCCACCACCCGACGCAGCAAGGCACCGUGCUAGAAGACACCAACGGCCCCGACCCAGAGUUCACGCUGCAACAGGACUUGCUCAAGAAAUACAUCGUGUAUUCUAGAGAGAAUGUCCACCCUAAGUUACAGAACAUGGACCAAGACAAAGUGGCUAAAAUGUACAGUCAGCUUCGACAAGAGUCGUUAGCUACGGGAAGUCUGCCCAUCACUGUGCGACACAUCGAGUCAGUUAUCCGCAUGAGCGAAGCUCACGCCCGCAUGCACCUACGAGCGCAAGUGUCAGAGCAGGACGUCAACAUGGCCAUCCGCACCAUGCUAGAAAGCUUCGUGGAAACGCAGAAGUACAGCGUCAUGCGUGCCAUGAGACAGACAUUCCAAAAAUACCUGGCCUACAAAAAAGACCACAGCGAGCUCCUAUAUUACAUCCUACGUCAGCUCACAAUGGAUCAACUGGCCUACAUGCGUGGUCUACACAACCAUUCCCAGUCUACCAUCGAGAUAUCCGAGCGAGACUUGGUUGAGAGGGCCAGACAAAUCAAUAUCACAGAUCUGAAACCAUUCUACGAUAGCAGGAUAUUCAAAAUCAACGGUUUCUCGUAUGACCAGAAGAGGAAAGUCAUCGUUCAUACGCUACCUGAAACACCAACCGAAACUAACUGAUAGUGUAUGCAAGUUGUAAUUUUUGUUUAGUUCAUAGGUAUAUUGUUAAAUAGGUACGUAUGUGCCCUAUGUAUCAUGCCUAUGCAUAUAUGUCUCUGUAUGUUUAAGAGAAAAUAUUUUUGUAAGAGAUUAUCUUUUAAAACAGUACAAAGAAUAUUUUUAUAAGUUUUUGUGAGUGAGAACUUUUCUGUAAACAUGAAGAAAGCCUAAUCUCAUUGUUUUAUUAUUUCGUUAAAAAAAAUCCCUUUUUUGUUAAUGUAUUAUGUCUACCUACACCUUUUGAUUGAAUUGACUAAACAUGAAAAAUUUAAAUGAAGAAUGUUUUUCUUAUUUACAUUUAGGAGCAGGUAUUCCCAAAAUA
Molecule: messenger RNA, 3156 nt
Organism: Ostrinia furnacalis (Asian corn borer)
Lineage: Eukaryota; Metazoa; Arthropoda; Insecta; Lepidoptera; Crambidae
Gene: Mcm2
Product: DNA replication licensing factor Mcm2
Exons: 15
Coding region: 144-2795 (883 amino acids)
Biological process (GO): mitotic DNA replication initiation; double-strand break repair via break-induced replication; DNA replication
Cellular component (GO): nucleus; MCM complex
Molecular function (GO): single-stranded DNA helicase activity; single-stranded DNA binding; ATP binding
Source: RefSeq, a predicted model, not a curated record